Molecule: messenger RNA, 4791 nt
Organism: Malassezia vespertilionis
Lineage: Eukaryota; Fungi; Basidiomycota; Malasseziomycetes; Malasseziales; Malasseziaceae
Exons: 1
Coding region: 1-4791 (1596 amino acids)
Biological process (GO): barbed-end actin filament capping; actin filament bundle assembly; mitotic actomyosin contractile ring assembly
Cellular component (GO): cell division site; mating projection tip
Molecular function (GO): small GTPase binding; actin binding
Source: RefSeq, a predicted model, not a curated record
AUGGAGAGCUUAUUUGGGCGCAAGCGGCGCGCCCGAGCACAGGAAGACGGCGCUGUACGACGUCUUGCGCAGGACGAUGGUACUGCGAGUGCCGUGACUGCGUACGAAGCGCCGACAAUCUCGCCUGUACGCCCCGUUUCGGAGUGCGGCGCCGUGCCGCUAACAUUGGGCGAUACUAUCCCUAUUCUACGGACGAACGCUCGAAACAGCGACAUGGGCACAAGCGUGCGCGCCGUCGGCCAAACGCGGAACACCAAGAACCAGCGCGCACAGCACCUACGGCACUCGAUCCUCGCGAAGCUCCCCGAUGCGUGCAUUGCACGUCCUUCGGACGACGAUAUAGAGCGCAUGUUUGCGGACCUGAUGGAUCGCCGUGACCUGCUUCAAGAAGAUGCUUCGCACACCGACACAGCAAGGACCAUGUCGAGUUUUGGCAUCGAAAAGAAAUGGACGCUCGUGUACAAUGACCUGCUUACGGAACACAGCACUGAAAAAGCGCGCGAGCGUCACUCGUACAAGCCACAAGGUGCCUCGCUCGGCAUGCAACAGUCGACCAUGGUCCUUGUCCGCAACUCGCCCGAGUGGUUUAUCAAGAAGUUUAUGGACGGCACCGUGACUGCAAAGCACAUUGAGUCUCUUGCCGUAACAUUGCGCACCUGCGCGAUUGGGUGGCUCCAAAACUUUGUCGAGGCAAAAGGCACGCCCGUUUUGUCGAGCUUCUUGACGGGUUUGCACACACACAAUCCUCCCAACGACGCAGAUUUGGCGCUUGAGUACGAAUUGCUUAAAGCAUUCCGCUCGCUCUUUAACAGCAAACCCGGCGCGCACGAUGCGCUGCGCCAUCCCAAGUGCAUCAGCGGCAUCACGCAGUCGCUCAUCUCUCCCCAGCUUUCCACACGCAAGCAAGCGGCCGACAUCCUGCUCUUUUUGUGCCACUGGGAAAAACCGCAAGGGCAUGCGCUCGUGCUGCAAGGCGUGGAUGAAUUGCGUAGCAUCCGCCGCCUUCCUGGCCGCUUUGACGGCUGGUUUUCUGCGCUUGAGGCUGCCAUCGAUGGGCGUGGUAGGAUGGGCAGUCUCGUGGGUGCUUCGGACGAAGUGCGCAAGCUGCAACUCUCUGGCAUGCUCGAGUCAGGACUCACAGAGUACGUCGUGAACAACAUGUUCCUUAUCAACGCGAUUGUCAAUGGCGAUAUUCUCGACGAUCUUCACGAGCGUGUGCACCUGCGCAGCCAAAUGCAAGCCAGUGGCCUGCCACGCAUCAUGUCCAAGAUGCGCGCGCUCAAUGUUCCCGACUUGGAUACCCAGCUGGACGUGUAUGUCAAGGAUGCACAAAGCGACCAGGAAGAACUCGCCGAGUCGCUCGAACAGCCCGCGGCGAUGCGCGAGCCGCAAGAGCUCUUGCAAGCUGUGUUGAGCCGCGUGCAAGACUCGCGCGCGCGCGAUUUCUUCGUCAGCGCGCUCGAGCACCUCUUACUUAUCCGGCACGAAGGACCCGACCUUGUGCACUACUACCAGCUCAUUGAUUCCAUGGUCAAUACCGUGGUGAUGGACCGCGACGGAUCGGCGCGACAGGGCGACAUGGAAGCACUCAUGGGCACUUCGCUCAACAAUGUCCUUGGGCGCUUUUCCGACCACGACCUUUUGGAACGCUUGCAAUCGGAGCUGUAUGAAGUGCGAGCGGCACUGCAAGCGCAUGAGCAAGAGUCCAACAGGCUCCGCGCCGAGCUUGAGGCAUCGCAAGGCGGUCUGGUGGGAAAGCUCCAGGCGCAGGUGCGCGAGCUGCAGCAGGACCUUGCGCUCUCCAGAGACAAUGGCACCGCGAUCCAGCACGAUAUGGAAGAGCUGGAGCGCACGUAUGUAGACAGGAUCUUGCGCUUGGAGCUCGAACUGCGCGAGUCGGUGGCCAUGCUGCGCGAGCAAGAGCAGUCCGCCGGCGGCCACGCACAGUUUGACCGCGAAACUUUGCGCGAUUCACUCGAGCGCCAAGUCGAGCGCAGCAGGACGAUCCGCAAGCUGGUCUCUGCGCCGGGACGCACAGAGCCGCUGCCUCCGCUCGAAGGGCCGAGGCCGAUGCCGACAUUUGAUCGGACGCCGCGCGCUGCUGAGCAGGCCGUGCUGGAUGUUGGGCUCGGCAUGGAGCGGCGGCCGUCGCAGAAUCCUGUGCCACUGCGCGCGCCGCUGCGUGCUGUGCAGGCGAGUCCAACGUCCUCGCCGAGGCUGGAUAUGUCGGCAGAUGCGGAGCGCAUCGGCCAGGCUGUACUGGCCAUGGACUUGUCGAGCAGCUUCAACACGGCGGAGUCCGAAUCUGCGCCGAAUAGCGGAGCACUUUCCGAGGAUGGAAACGAGUGGAGCAUGAAGGCGAAGCUCGCGUCGGGGAUGGCAAUGCAUACAGAUUUGCAAACGCGGAUGAAGGAUGUGCGCGAUGCGAGGAUACGGCGGCGUGAAGUAUCGAAUGCAAAUGACGACGUUGCUGAGGGCGAUGCUGUGGCGAAGGCUGCGGAUGACAAAGCGGGUGCAGCCGCAGACGCCGCUGUAUCCGUGCCGCCGUCAGGCAUUCCAGUGGCAAACGCUGCGCCAUUGCCGCCGCCGCCUCCGCCGCCGCCAGCGCCGCCAGCGCCGCCAGCACCCCCAAGUAACGACAUGCCUCCUGCCCCUCCUCCUGCCCCACUUCCUGGCGGCAUUCCACCGCCGCCGCCGCCGCCUCCGCCAGCUGCAGGCGAGUCGCUCAUGGCGCAGCUUCGCGUGCGCGUCGGCGACACGGACCAAGACGCACACUCGAAAAGCCCACCGCUCGGCUCCGAGAAACGCAACUCGCUGAUGGAUGUACGCACCAGCAUUACCCUAGACUCGCUUGGUCCUCCCGGCCCCAUGCACGCUCCGCCAGCGCCGCCUGAGCACGCGAAUUUUGGCCCGACAAAUCUGCGCAAGAAUGUGCUUGACAUGGCCAAGAGCCGCAUGAAACAAUUGCAGUGGGAUAAGCUCUCUGCGGAACAUGCAUCGAAUACCGUAUGGGGCGAGAACGGCAAAUUCGAGACGGAAUUGCGCAGCGCAUUGUUAACGCGGGGCGUCUUUGACGAUAUGGAGAGUGAGUUCAAAGCAAAGGAAGUCUCGAAAAAGGCUGCCGGCACUGUGAAGCGCGACCAAAAAGAGCUGCAGACCUACCUGAACUACGCGACCCGCCAAGGCAUUGAAAUGGUGCUUAAGCGCGUGCGCAGCCGUCUGACGGGCAGCCAGCACUGUACGCCAGAAGAAGUGGCGCACUUUAUUAUUCGGUGCGAUGCGCAGGUGUGCGAGCAGAGCAUCCUCACAGAACUCUUGCGCUACUACCCCGAGUCGGAGACCAAAGGCCGCCUUGGCGAGUACAAGAAUGCGUCCGACGAGCAGCUGCGUCUGCUCCACCCCGCCGAUCGUCUUGUCGUGCUCCUUAUGACAGUACCGCACCUGAAAGACAAAGUCAAGGGUCUUUUGUACAGGGCUAAGUACGCCGACACAGUCGAGCUCAUCCGCAACGGCGCCAGUCGAAUCCGCCAUGGUUCCGAGGCGCUGAUGCAUGCGCCCAACUUUGCGCAAGUCCUGUCCAUGGUGCUCAUGUUUGGCAACUACUUGAACGCGACAGGGAUCAAAGGCGGUGCACAUGGAUUCAGGAUCAGCAGCAUCAACAAGCUGGUUGAUACCAAGGCAGGCGAUGGCACUACACUGCUCCAUUUUGUCGAGCGCACCAUUGCACGAUGCUUCCCCGAGCUGGAAGCAUUUACCGAAGAGCUCACGUCGGCGACGCAAGCGUGCCGUGUACAGCUCCAGGAUUUGAGACGCGACCUUGCCGAGCUCACAACGGGGAGUAUCCAGCACAAGAAGGAUCUCGACCGGCUGCUCAGCGAGCGCGAGGAGAAUUUGGAGGAUCCCUACGCAAAAAUCAUGCUUCCAUUUUUGAAGCACGCCUCAGACGAGCUGUCAAAACUAUCGGACCAAAUUCACUUCACCGAGCGCGUCUUUGCCGACGCGCUCAAGUUUUAUGGCGAGGGCGGAGAUCCUGCGCGGCGCGGAUUCGCCCCCUCGCAAGGCAUGCCCACCGAGGAAUUCUUCGGCAUAUUUAAAGAGUUCCUCGCAGCCUACCGCAAAGUCAAGGCGGACAAUGCAGUGCUUGCUAAGCAGCGCGCCGCGGAAGCAGCGCGCCGCGCCGCAGCGCAAGAACGGGCGCAGGAGCGGAGCGACGCACAGGCGCGGAAACGCCAAGGCGUCGACGACACAGCUGUGCUCGAGUCGCUGCUUGGCUCCCUGCGUUCCAGCGGCGGAACGCCCAUGCGCCUGCAAAGGCAGGCGCGCCGCCGCGCUCGACUCACGUCGGGCGGUGCCAAAGCCUCUGCCGACAAGCCCGUCGAGUUGAUGGAGUACAUUGCGGAGGAUGAAGACCCGUCGAGUAUCGCUGCGCUAAUGCUUGCCAAGCUGCAGGGCGGUACAGAGGCAAUAUCGGACGCCGCGAGCGCUGAGAUGCACGCGACUGCAGCUAAGCGCGCGGAGCGUCGUCGUGGACGAGAAGAACGAAAUAGCAUGCCUGUCUGGUCAGAUGCAUCAGCCAUUCCUGAAUCGGCAUAUACCCUUGGCGACGGGAGCCCGCAGAGCAAAGCGCGCGACGCACGCUCCCUUUCGUCCUUGCCGGCCUCGCCGACACGCAAGCGCGCGGAAACGAUGCCGCGUGCAGCGCAUACGGCGGCGACAAACACGCCCAUGUCUACUUCUCCGGAUUCAUUUUACUCUUUGACGGGGCAGGAGAACGGUGUGCAAGAUAAAUAA